AUGCAGCCUUGUGGAGCAGUGAGGAUGUACAAGCGUCGUGACUAUGUGGACCUGUAUGAGAAAGACCAGGCUAAAUGGGCUCUAGUACGAAACGUCAACACUGUCUUCAAGCACUCUACACUGCUACCGGGGGACUAUGUGUGGUUGGACCUGAAGGCGGGCCGGGAGUUUGUGGUCCCCAUCGGAGCCGUGGUCAAACUCUGUGACUCUGGACAGAUACAGGUUCUGGAUGAUGAGGGGAACGAGCAUUGGAUAUCCCCCCAGAAUGCAACCAACAUUAAGCCCAUGCACCCCACCUCCAUCCAUGGGGUGGAGGACAUGAUCCGCCUGGGAGACCUCAACGAGGCCGGCAUCCUCCGCAACCUGCUUAUACGAUAUACAGAACACCUUAUAUAUACGUAUACAGGCUCUAUCCUGGUGGCAGUAAACCCCUACCAGGUGCUGCCCAUCUACACAGCUGACCAGAUCCGCCUGUACACCAAUAAGAAGAUAGGAGAGAUGCCUCCACACAUCUUUGCCAUCGCAGACAACUGUUACUUCAACAUGCAGAGGAACAACAGAGACCAGUGCUGUAUCAUCAGUGGUGAGUCUGGAGCAGGGAAGACAGAGAGCACCAAGCUGAUCCUCCAGUUCCUAGCAGCCAUCAGUGGACAACACUCCUGGAUAGAACAACAGGUCCUGGAGGCUAAUCCUAUACUGGAGGCGUUUGGCAAUGCUAAGACGAUCCGUAAUGAUAACUCUAGCCGCUUCGGGAAAUACAUCGACAUCCACUUCAACAAGAGAGGAGCCAUAGAGGGGGCCAAGAUAGAACAGUACCUGCUGGAGAAGUCACGAGUCUGCAGACAGGCUCGUGAUGAGAGGAACUACCAUAUCUUCUACUGUAUGUUGAAGGGCAUGCCUUCAGACCAGAAGAAGAAACUGGGACUAGGGAAAGCCACAGACUACAGCUACCUUACUAUAGGGAAGUGUACUGUGUGUGAUGGUCGUGAUGAUAUGAAGGAGUAUUCAAACAUCCAAUCAGCCAUGAAGGUGUUGAUGUUCUCUGACACUGAGAACUGGAUGAUCUCCAAACUAUUGGCCUCUAUACUACAUAUGGGGAACCUGCGUUAUGAAGCUCGUACCUAUGACAACCUGGAUGCCUGUGAGGUGGUCCGCAGCAUAGACCUGACUUCUGCUGCUACACUGCUGGAGGUGGACUGUAAAGACCUGAUGAACUGUCUGACCAGUAGGACUCUGAUCACUAGAGGAGAAACAGUCUCCACUCCCCUCAGUAUAGAGCAGGCACUGGACGUACGGGACGCCUUCGUCAAGGGGAUCUACGGUCGUCAGUUUGUGUGGAUCGUAGAGAAGAUCAAUGCAGCGAUCUACAAGCCUCCGUCCCACGAGCCCAAAGCCCUCAGACGCUCCAUAGGACUACUAGACAUCUUUGGCUUCGAAAACUUCACCAUCAACAGUUUUGAGCAGCUGUGCAUUAACUUUGCCAACGAGAACCUGCAGCAGUUCUUUGUGAGGCAUGUGUUCAAACUGGAGCAGGAGGAGUACAACCUGGAACACAUCAACUGGCAACACAUCGAGUUCACAGACAACCAGGACGCCCUGGACAUGAUCGCUAUCAAACCCAUGAACAUCAUCAGCCUCAUAGACGAGGAGAGCAAGUUCCCCAGGGGUACAGACACCACUAUGUUGAAUAAGUUGAACUCUCAACAUAAAUUGAACACCAACUACAUCCCUCCUAAGAACACUUAUGAGACCCAGUUUGGCAUCCAGCACUUUGCUGGGGUGGUCUACUACGAGACACGAGGUUUCUUGGAGAAGAACAGAGACACCCUGCACGGUGACAUCAUCCAGCUGGUUCACUCCUCCAGGAACAAGUUCAUCAAGCAGAUCUUCCAGGCCGAUGUUGCCAUGGGGGCGGAGACCAGGAAGCGCUCUCCUACUCUGAGCAGUCAGUUCAAGCGUUCUCUGGAACUGCUGAUGAGGACUCUGAGUGUGUGUCAGCCCUUCUUCGUACGCUGCAUUAAACCCAAUGAGUACAAGAAACCCAUGCUGUUUGACAGGGAGCUGUGUGUUCGUCAGCUGAGGUAUUCAGGCAUGAUGGAGACCAUUCGUAUCCGCAGAGCUGGUUAUCCAAUCAGAUACACCUUUGUUGAGUUUGUGGACCGCUACAGAGUCCUCAUGCCAGGAGUCAAACCUGCAUACAAACAGGAGGACCUGAGGGGAACUUGUCAGCGUAUAGCGGAAGCUGUCCUUGGGAGAGAUGAUGAUUGGCAGAUGGGAAAGACCAAGAUCUUCCUCAAGGACCACCAUGACAUGCUGUUGGAGAUCGAGAGAGACAAGGCCAUCACGGACAAGGUCAUCCUUAUCCAGAAGGUUGUACGAGGCUUCAAGGACAGGUCCAACUUCCUGAAGAUGAGAAAGUCAGCCAUGAUGAUCCAGAAGACGUGGCGAGGAUAUCACUGUCGCAAGAACUAUGGAGCUAUGCGGGCAGGGUUUGCCAGACUCCAGGCGUUGUACCGCUCCAGGCGACUGUACGUAACGUACCACGUGGCUAGACAGAGAGUGACGGGUCUGCAGGCCAGGUGUAGAGGCUGUCUGGUCCGAAGGGCCUUCAGACACCGGCUAUGGGCCGUCAUCACCAUCCAGGCUCACACACGGGGCAUGAUCGCACGACGCCUCUACAAGAGACUGAAGGGAGAGUAUCGGAGGAGGUUGGAGGCAGAGAAGCUGCGUCUGGCUGAGGAGGAGAAACUGAGGAACCAGAUGAGCGCUAAGAAGGCCAAGGUUGAAGCAGAGCGUAACCACCAGGAGAGACUGGCCCAGCUAGUGAAGGAGGAUGCGGAGAGAGAGAAGAGAGAGAGGGAGGAGGUGCGUAAGAAGAAGGAGAUGGUGGAGCAGAUGGAGAAAGCCAGACAUGAGCCGGUGAACGACUCUGACAUGGUGGAUAAAAUGUUCGGCUUCCUGGGUACAACAAACUCCUUCCCUGGCCAGGAGGGAGCGCCACCAGCUGGGUUCGAGGACUUGGAACGUGCCCAGAAGGAGCUUGAGGAGGAGGAUUUAGAUGAUGUUCUUCCUCUCCCUGAGGAUGAGGAGGACGACCUGUCGGAGUAUAAAUUUGCCAAGUUCGCUGCCACCUAUUUCCAGGGCACCACAUCACACACCUACGUCCGACGGCCACUUAAACAACCGCUGCUGUUCCAUGAAGACGAGGGCGACCAGCUGGCGGCGUUGGCGGUAUGGAUCACGGUGCUGAGGUUCAUGGGAGAUCUCCCAGAACCCAAGUACCACACGGCCAUCACUGACGGCUCGGAGAAGAUCCCUGUGAUGACCAAGAUCUACGAGACGCUGGGCAAGAAAACCUACAAGAGGGAACUACAGGCCCUGCAGGGGGAGGGAGAGACCCCCCAUUCAGACAGCAACAAGAAGAACAGUGUCCGACACAAACUAGUGUCCCUCACCCUGAAGAAGAAGUCCAAGAUCACUGAGGAGGUGACCAAGCGCCUGAAUGACGGAGAGAUUAGUCUCCAUGGCAACAGCAUGUUGGAGGACCGGCCCACCUCUAACCUGGAGAAACUCCACUUCAUCAUCGGCAACGGAAUACUACGACCUGCCCUGAGGGAUGAGAUCUACUGCCAGAUCUGUAAGCAGUUGAACCAGAACCCGUCUAAGAGCAGUCACGCCCGCGGCUGGAUCCUCAUCUCUCUGUGUGUCGGCUGCUUCGCUCCCUCUGAGAAGUUUGUCAAGUACCUGCGUAACUACAUCCAUGGUGGUCCUCCUGGCUACGCCCCCUACUGCGAGGAGAGACUCAGACGCACGUUUGUUAACGGCACCAGAACACAACCCCCGUCCUGGCUGGAGCUACAGGCCACUAAGUCUAAGAAGCCCAUCAUGUUGCCAGUAACAUUUAUGGAUGGGACCACUAAGACGUUGUUGACAGACUCAGCUACUACGGCCAUGGAGCUGUGUAACGCCCUGGCAGACAAGAUCAGCCUCAGAGACCGCUUUGGAUUCUCUCUCUAUAUCGCCCUGUUUGACAAGGUCUCCUCCCUAGGCAGUGGAAAGGACCAUGUGAUGGACGCGGUGUCCCAGUGUGAGCAGUAUGCCAAGGAGCAGGGUGCCCAGGAGAGGAACGCCCCCUGGAGACUGUUCUACAGGAAGGAGAUAUUCACGCCCUGGCACAACCCUGCAGACGAUGCUGUGGCCACCAACCUCAUCUACCAACAGACUGUACGAGGGGUAAAGUUUGGAGAGUACCGCUGUGAUAGGGAUGACCUAGCAGAGUUAGCCAGUCAGCAGUAUUAUGUGGACUACGGUUCUGAGAUCCUGACAGAGCGUCUGCUGAGCCUGAUCCCAUCCUACAUCCCCGACCGAGAGGUCAGCUCCUCCCGGAGCGUGGAGAAAUGGGCCCACGUCAUCAUGGCUGCCCAUAAAAAGGGCAUCUACACCCAGCAGAGGGUUGACCCCCAGAAGGUGAAGGAGGAAGUGGUGGACUUCGCUCGCUACAAAUGGCCGCUCCUCUUCUCACGCUUCUAUGAGGCCUUCAAGCUCUCAGGUCCGAGUCUGCCUAAGAAUGAUGUCAUUGUGGCGGUGAACUGGACAGGGGUGUACUUUGUAGACGAACAGGAGCAGGUGCUGCUAGAACUCUCUUUCCCAGAGAUCACUGCAGUCUCCAGCAGCAGAGGGGGUAAGCUGCAGGGGCAGAGCUUUACGUUGGCGACCAUAAAGGGCGAUGAGUUUACGUUCACGUCGACCAACUCUGAGGACAUCAGAGACCUUGUGGUAACGUUCCUAGAGGGCCUGAGGAACCGGUCCAAGUACGUGGUGGCUCUGCAGGACAAUACCAACUCUGGUGGGGAGGAGUCUACGUUCCUGUCGUUCCAAAAGGGAGACCUGAUUCUAUUGGACCAAGAGACAGGUCAGCAGGUCAUGACCUCAGGCUGGGCCCAUGGGGUCAAUGAACGGACCAAUCAAAAAGGAGAUUUCCCUGUUGACGCCGUCUACGUCCUGCCCACUGUUACCAGACCUCAGGCUGACGUAGUGGCAUUGGUUACCAUGACACCAGACCAGAGACAGGAGACGGUGCGUUCAUCUCAGCUGGUUCUGCCGGAGACUGGAGAGGAGAGGGUUAAACCUUACACACUGGAAGAGUUCAGCUAUGACCACUUCAGACCUCCUCCCAAACACACUCUGAGCAGGGUGAUGAUAACUAAGAACAGAGGGAAGGCCUCAAUGUGGAGCUGCACCAGAGAGCCUAUCAAACAGCCUCUACUGAAGAAGGUCCUCAGCCAUGAAGACCUGUCACAGGACGCCUGUAUGGUCUUCAUAGCUAUGAUGAAGUAUAUGGGGGACUACCCGUCUAAGCGAACACGUUCGGUUAACGAGCUGACGGACCAGAUCUUUGAAGCAGCCCUGAAGGCCGAACCUCUAAAAGAUGAGAUUUUCUGUCAGAUCCUCAAACAACUCACAGACAACCACGUCAAGUACAGUGAGGAGAAGGGCUGGGAGUUGCUGUGGCUGUGUACAGGGCUGUUCCCUCCUAGCAACAUGCUGCUGCCUCAUGUCCAGCGUUUCCUUCAGUCCAGGAAACACCACCCUCUGGCUCAGGACUGUAUGACACGACUACAGAAGGCCCUACGGAAUGGCUCGAGGAAGUACCCUCCUCACCUAGUGGAGGUAGAGGCCAUCCAACAUAAGACCACCCAGAUCUUCCACAAGGUUUAUUUCCCUGACGAUACUGAUGAGGCAUUUGAGGUGGAGUCCAGCACCAAGGCUAAAGACUUCUGUUUGGCGAUCUCUGCUCGCCUGCUGCUCAAAUCACCCGAAGGAUUCAGCUUGUUCGUAAAGAUCUCCGAUAAGGUGAUCAGUGUACCAGAGGGAGAUUUCUUCUUUGACUUUGUCAGACACCUCACAGACUGGAUCAAGAAGGCCCGGCCCUCUAAAGAUGGUAUCGUACCGUCUCUGACCUACCAGGUGUUCUUCAUGAAGAAGCUGUGGACCAACACUGUUCCUGGUAAAGACUCCUUCGCUGACUCCAUCUUCCACUACUACCAGGAACUGCCUAAGUAUCUCCGUGGUUACCAUAAGUGUAGUCGUGACGAGGUGUUCCAGCUGGGAGCGUUGAUCUACAGGGUGAAGUACGAAGACGACAAGUCACACUUCCCCUCAAUACCCAAGAUCCUCCGGGAGCUGGUGCCGCAGGACCUGAUUCGCCAGCUCUCCCCAGAUGACUGGAAACGGUCUGUAGUAGCGUAUUUCAAUAAGCAGGCUGGUAAGUCCAGGGAGGAGGCCAAACUCCACUUCCUGAAGAUCAUCUUCAAAUGGGCCACGUUCGGAUCCGCCUUCUUCGAAGUCAAGCAAACCACAGAGCCCAACUUCCCAGAGAUCCUCCUGAUUGCUAUCAACAAGCAUGGAGUCAGCCUCAUAGACCCAAAGACCAAGGACAUCCUGACCACCCACCCAUUCACUAAGAUCUCCAACUGGAGCAGCGGUAACACCUACUUCCACAUCACCAUCGGCAACCUGGUCAGGGGCAGCAAGCUGCUGUGUGAGACCUCACUGGGCUAUAAGAUGGAUGACCUCCUCACUUCCUACAUCAGCCAGAUGUUGACCACCAUGAGUAAACAGAGAACUGGGCGGGGCCACAGCAAGUGAACUUCCUAUUGGCAGGAAGCUGCAGAGCUUAUUAGAAUACUGCGACCUGUUGGCCAGCCCUGCAGCUGGGGGAGGAGCUUCUCUAACCAGGUGUGGAGAAUGAGCCGCAGCCCAUCCUCUAGCACUGCCUCCAGCUAUGCCCAUAGCAACGACCUUAGCAACGCCUCUAGCAACAACCCUAGCAACGAUCCUGAUGACGAGCCUUCCAGUGAGGAUGACUACCUCUAAGCCCCGCCCCUUUAUCUUCCCAGAGACACUACACACACACACACACACACACACACACAC
Messenger RNA from Salvelinus namaycush (lake trout), 6936 nucleotides. Its product is annotated as unconventional myosin-VIIa-like. Gene Ontology annotation, molecular function: cytoskeletal motor activity; ATP binding; protein binding. Lineage: Eukaryota; Metazoa; Chordata; Actinopteri; Salmoniformes; Salmonidae. The transcript is spliced from 49 exons. Gene Ontology annotation, cellular component: cytoskeleton; myosin complex. The record is from RefSeq and is a predicted model, not a curated record. The coding region runs from base 1 to 6648 and encodes 2215 amino acids.